Marchantia polymorpha subsp. ruderalis is the source of this 3741-nucleotide messenger RNA. The record is from the annotation of a GenBank genome assembly. Lineage: Eukaryota; Viridiplantae; Streptophyta; Marchantiopsida; Marchantiales; Marchantiaceae.
AGCGAGCGAGCGAUGGAGGGAACGAACACGAAGAAACCCGAAGCUCUGUGCUCUUCGCUCUGUCACAGGCCCAGGCACUGGCUCUGGCUCUGGCUUCCAUGAGCAUUCUUCCCGCAGGCACGAACGCAGGUGGCGAUGGGAGGGAAGAGGCGAAGAAAUGGCGUCCGCCACUGGUUGCGCUGAUGCCCGCGGAGAAUUCAUGGGGGAGAAUUCGUGCUGACGAUGGGGAUCAUGGUGCUGGAGGAAUGGAUGGGAGACGAUGGAGAGAGCGCCGGUGACAGGAUGACACCUUCCGUCGGGAUGGGAGGGUGAAUUGAUCGAUCGAUCGAUCGAUUGAUUGAUCGCAGGCCGGGGUGGAAUUUUUAGGGAUGAUGAUUGUCUGUUCGCGUGGUUAGUGGGCACUCGUGCUUCGAAGGUGGUUGGCUGGGCGGGUGGGUGGAUUUUGGAAUUGGUGUAGGGCGAGUACUCUCGCGGUCUUUUCCUGCGCGGGUUUUCGUUCGUCGCUGAUUUGAGGAUCUUGUAACGUCGAGGGCGGAGGAGUUGAUUUCGUGGCAGGAGUGGUUCGAGUGAAACGGGAGUGGAAAAUAGACGUGGGAGAGAUGGCGGUCUCUAUGGCUGCCGAGUGGAGCGAGCUGUACAACAGAUUCUACCGGAAGCAGGAGAUGUAUACGAUGUGUUGGCAAAAUGUGGAUCUUAGUCGACACAAGGUAGCCUGCGCCAAUUUUGGUGGGCCGAUUGCCAUAAUUCGUGACGACUCGAAAAUUGUGCAGCUGCGCUCCGAAUCAGCUCGUGCGAAACUUCUCAUAUACACUGCGUCGGGAGUUCUAAUUACGUCUUUUCUGUGGGAUCGACCUGGAGGUCGUUUGAUUAGCUUGGGAUGGACUGCUGACGAGGUACUGCUUGUCCUCGUUCAAGAUGGGACUGUAUACAGGUACAACAUUCACGGAGAGCUAACCGAUCGGAAGUUUACGUUCGGCAAAGAAGUUUGGGAGCAAGGGGUUGCGGAUUGUAUCAUUUGGGGCAGUGGAUUGGUUUGUCUGACAGAAGCGAAUCAGCUGUUUGCUGUGACUAAUUUGGAGGAUCCACAGCCUAUCAAGCUCGCUGAUCCCCAUCUUGAAGAACCACCUCACUGCAUGGCAAUAAUUGAUCCACAGUUCACCGUCUCAGGCAACGUGGAAGUCUUACUGGCAGUGGGAACGACCGUAUUGAUCGUGGAUGCCGAUGCCGUCCAGGAUCAUAAUCUUCUCAUUGGGCCCUUACAGAAGAUGACAGUGUCACCCAAUGGAACAUUUGUGGCUUGUUUUACACACGAUGGGCGAUUGUUGGUGGUUUCUACUGACUUUUCCAAGACUUUGGUGGACUUCAACACCCAGUCAGCACUCCCACCAGAGCAGCUGGUUUGGUGUGGAUUGGACAGUUUAUUAUUGUACUGGGAGGACAUCCUUAUGAUGGUUGGACCGUAUGGUGAUUCUGUGAAGUAUCCAUACGACGAGCCCCUGUUUUUGAUCCCUGAAUGCGACGGUGUAAGAAUCCUGUCAAAUACAUACAUGGAGUUUCUAGAGCGCUUAUCGGACGCAACUGUAUCCAUAUUUAAGAUCGGCAGCACCACCCCGGCAGCUAUGUUGUACGAUGCUCUUGACCACUUUGACAAGCGGAGCUCGAAGGCAGACGAGAAUAUUAGAUUGAUCAUUUCAUCUCUUCCUGAGGCAGUAAAAGCUUGCAUCGAUGCUGCAGGACAUGAGUUUGACAUAUCACAACAACGGACUCUUAUGCGGGCUGCUGCUUACGGUCGAGCGUUUUGCAGUCAAUUCCCGAGAAACAAGUUCAAGGAUAUGUGUAGGACACUAAGAGUGCUCAAUGCUGUGCGAAGAUUCGAGAUCGGCAUUCCUCUUACUAUUCAGCAACUCGAGGUUCUUACUCCCCCAGUUCUCAUCGCCAGGCUUAUCAGCCAGCAUCGACAUCUUCUCGCCCUUCGAAUAUCAGAGCACCUCGGUCUCGGCCAGGAAACUGUUCUUAUCCACUGGGCCUGCUCGAAAAUAGCAGCAGCAUCUGAUGUACCUGAUGGCGUGCUGCUUGAUAUGCUGGUCGAGAAGCUGAAAGUAUGCCCGAUGAUCUCCUACGCGGCAGUUGCAGCAAAUGCACACCGGAAAGGCCGACGGAAAUUAGCUGCUCUGCUUCUCGAUUAUGAACCGAGAUCUUCGGAGCAGGUUCCUCUGUUGACAAGCAUGGGAGAGGAAGAGAGGGCUUUGGUGAAGGCAAUCGAGAGUGGUGAUACAGAUCUCGUUUACUUCACCAUUUUUCACAUCUGGCACCAAUCACGUAAGUCGACGCUGGAGUUUUUCCGCAUUAUACAAUCGAGGCCCCUUGCCCGCGAUUUGUUCAUUGUCUACGCUAGGGUGAGCGAGCCCGAAUUGUUGAAGAAAUUUUACGUCUCUAUCGGAGCGCCUCAGUGUUGUGCUGAGGUCUUUUUGAGGGAGUCAUGGAGCUGUGCUCAGAGUAUCGUCGUUCGCCAAGGUUCUGCAUUACAGGGCCCUAGAGUAAAAUUGAUUGAACAAGCUGCAGACCUAUAUGCACAGACGAAAGAUUACUCUUUUGAAGCCAAAGCUGCGGAAGAGCAUGCCAAACUGUUGAAGGUCCAGCAAGACUUAGAGGCCGCCACGGGUCAGCCGAUAUUUGUAGAUUCUAGUGUUAGUGACACUAUACGCACUUGCAUAACUCUUGGAAAUCAUCGGGCUGCUCAGAGAAUUCGCACAGAUUUUAAGGUGAGCGACAAACGAUUUUAUUGGCUCAAAAUUUUCGCCCUGGCGAUGACGAAGAAUUGGGAUGCUUUGGAAAAGUUUUCUAAAGAGAAGAAGCCUCCAGUCGGUUACAAGCCAUUUGUUGAGGCUUGCAUAGAAGAGGACGAGAAGGACGAAGCACUGAAGUAUAUUGUUAAGUUGUCGGAUCCUCAGGAAAGGGCAGAAUCGUAUGAAAGACUAGGCAUGUCGGCAGAAGCUGCAACUGCAGCUGCACAGACGAAAGAGAGCGAGAUCUUGGGCCGUCUGAAAUCGACUUUUGGUCAAAAUUCUCCAGCUGGAGCUCUAUUUGACAGUUUACGAGAUCGCCUUUCUCUACCUGGUGUCUCAUAAGACGUGUGGGAAGCUAUCAGUUGAAGGUGCCUCUAUUUUGAGCAAACCCAGGCGUUGAUGUGUAGUUAUUCAGAGCAUCAACCACCUCCCUACUCAGUAGAAACAAGCCAGGCGUUCAACCCUAUUGCACUGCACAUAUUCCGGUAGACUGGCACACAUCAAAUUUAGUGGCUGUUUGUUGAGUUGGAGUUCUUUUGUGUGUUUGUUGGUGUUACUCAUUAGUUUCACCUGGAGGUUAGGAGCUCCGACAUGUACUGCUUAGUGAAGUGAACUGGAACCUCAACAACUGGGGGUUUGCUGAGCUGUCUAUACUAAUAGGUCAUAUACAUACAAAUUGGAAAGGUGAAAUCACCCAGAGAUUGUUUCCUUAGAACGUCCAAGUACGUAGGGUUGAUCCUUCAUUUUGUCCGUAUUACGUUGAGAAGUGUCAACAGGUGUUUGUGUAUUUUAUGUGGUGAAGGUUGUGACAUAUGGACGUUUUGACGUCUGAAAAUGACACCAACAUUUUUUUGUAACAAAUAGUAUUCGAUCAUACACCCAAUUUUCGACUGGCGUAUGAUUAAUAUCUUUAUGUAACAUGGCCUGAGCGUCUGCAAGAGCAGCCGUCACAUAC